AUGCUCAACAAAGUAUUAAGCAGUUGCUUAUGUUUGAUAUACUUAAUUCAGCCAAUUCGUUCAUUUUACAUUCCCGGCGUUGCUCCGCUUGAUUUUGAGAAAGGCGACAAUGUUGAUGUGAAAGCAGUUAAAAUGACGAGCUCAAAGACUCAACUACCCUAUGAUUAUUAUGAAUUACCCAUUCAUUGUAAACCGUCUGACGGUGUUCAAUAUAAAUCAGAAAAUCUCGGCGAAGUUCUCCGCGGUGAUCGAAUUGUGAAUACAAAUUUUCGAGUGGAAAUGGAUGUCAAUGUUCCUUGUCGAAUCCUUUGUAAAGAUAUAGUCUUAACCAAAGAACAAAGUGCAAUAGUAUCGAAACGUAUCGAACAGAAAUACUAUGUUCAUUUACUUGUUGAUAAUCUACCAAGUGCUACGAAACUUCAAAAUGUCGAGACUCAAGAAACUUUAUAUGAACAUGGCUAUCGCUUAGGAGUACGCACGAAAGAUUCCAACGAUGUCUUUUUGAAUAAUCAUUUGAUUUUAAGAUUACAUUAUCAUAAAGAAUCCGAAAAUGGAUAUCGUGUUGUUGGUUUUGAAGUAGAACCAAAAAGUAUCAGCCACAGUCGGAUCAAAAUUGACGAUGAAGUCUCAUGUACAAUAGAAUCAGGAGUUGAUACCAUGAAAAUCAAUGCAGAACAGGAAACAAAAGUUACAACAACAUAUGAAGUCGAAUGGGUACCAAGUGAUACACGUUGGGCCAGUCGCUGGGAUACGUAUUUGGCAAUGUCUGAUGUUCAGAUCCAUUGGUUUUCUAUCAUCAAUUCAGUUAUUGUCAUCUUUUUUCUUGCUGGUAUCGUUGCAAUGAUUAUUGUUAAAACCCUUCGACGAGAUAUUGCACGAUAUAACCAAGAAGAUUUGGAUGAAGGUAUCGAAGAAACUGGAUGGAAAUUAGUUCAUGGUGAUGUUUUUCGUCCACCGAUGGCUAAGAAUUUUCUUUCAGCUCUUAUCGGGUCAGGUAUUCAGUUGUUGCUGAUGCUGUUUAUUGUCAUUGUUUUCGCCGCACUUGGAAUGCUUUCACCGUCAUCGCGUGGUGCUUUAAUUACAGCUGCUUGUUUUCUCUACGUCUUUAUGGGGUUGAUUGCCGGAUACUUUUCUGGUCGAAUUUAUAAAACAAUGAGAGGUACAAAUUGGAAGCGAACUGCGAUUUUAACCGCUACACUCUAUCCAUCGGUUGUUUGUGGUGUUGGUCUAUUUUUGAAUUUCUUCAUUUGGGGCAAACGUUCAUCAGGUGCUGUACCAUUCACAACCAUGCUUGCCAUCUUAUCUAUGUGGCUAGGAAUUUCUUUUCCACUCGUCUAUAUUGGCUUCUAUUUUGCCUAUCGUCAAUUACCGUAUGAACAUCCGGUACGAACCAAUCAAAUUCCAAAACAAAUACCUGAGCAACAGUGGUAUAUGCAUCCAGUCAUCAGUACACUCAUCGCUGGCGUACUUCCGUUUGGUGCAAUGUUCAUUGAAUUGUUCUUUAUUUUUACGGCGAUAUGGGAAAAUCAGUACUAUUAUUUAUUCGGUUUUCUAUUUCUUGUAUUUAUCAUUAUCAUCAUUGCCUGUUCACAAAUCUCUAUUGUCAUAACAUAUUUUCAAUUAUGUGGAGAAGACUAUCAUUGGUGGUGGCGAUCAUUCAUCGCCUCAGGGGGUUGUGCAUUCUACAUCUUUGCUUAUUCAAUCUUUUACUUCUAUUCCAAACUUGAUAUAACUGAAUUCGUUCCAAUUCUACUCUAUUUCGGUUACACAUUAGUUAUCUGUUUUACUUUCUGGAUUCUCACUGGUACAAUCGGCUUUAUUGCUUCGUAUACAUUUGUUGUUCAAAUAUAUUCCGCUGUGAAAAUCGAUUAA
This is a messenger RNA of Adineta ricciae, 1872 nucleotides long. NCBI's taxonomy places the organism in Eukaryota, Metazoa, Rotifera, Eurotatoria, Adinetida, Adinetidae. The record is from the annotation of a GenBank genome assembly.